Molecule: messenger RNA, 1086 nt
Organism: Xyrichtys novacula (pearly razorfish)
Lineage: Eukaryota; Metazoa; Chordata; Actinopteri; Labriformes; Labridae
Source: the annotation of a GenBank genome assembly
AUGGAGAGACACCGCCUGACUCACACCAAACCUCAUCUCUGCUCCGAAUGCGGGAAACGCUUCUCUGUCCUUCGAGGGUUGCACGGACAUUUAAGACGUCACACCGGGGAAAAGCUGUACAAAUGCUCCGAGUGUGGGACGGAGUUCGCACACAAGUCGACCUAUGACAGACACAUGCGUCGACACAGCCUGAACAUCCCAUACACCCACACGUGUACUCUGUGUGAGAACAAGUUCAGUGGGCUCUCGGCGCUGCAGAGGCACAGGUGCAGCGCCUUAAAGAAAACCUUUAUCUGCUCGCUCUGUCCAGAGACGUUUCAGUGCAGGCAGAGUUUGGCAGAUCAUGAGAAUCUACACUCAGGGAGCAGAGAUUUUGUUUGUGAAAUGUGUGGGGACAGUUUCCUCUCCUCCUCAUCCCUGGCUACUCAUCGAGUGACUCACAUACAAAAGAAAGGCUGCUGUGACACUCUUGGUGUGGGAUGCAGCGAUUUGAGUGUCCUCAGAAACCACCUGAGCAAACACGCUGGAGAGAAACUCUUCACCUGUGAGGUUUGCGGUAAAGGCUGCAGCCACCGCAGCGCCCUGAAGCACCACAUGCUGACCCACACAGGAGAAAGGUCGUUCGUCUGCGAGACCUGCGGCAAACGCUGCAGCCACGCCAGCGCGCUCCAGAACCACAUGAGGAUUCACACCGGGAGGAAACCGGGCCAGCAGCCGGCCUGCGACAUUUGUGGCAAAAAAUUCCGCCGCACGGUCAGCCUCAAAUAUCACAUGAGUGUCCACACGGGGGUGAAGCCCUACACCUGUGAUCAGUGUGAUAAAAAGUUCAGCAACCCAAGUAAUCUGAAGCUGCACAGCAUGAUCCACACGAGGGUGAAGCUGUUCGGCUGCACCAUCUGCGGACGGAGGUUCACUCAGGCCAACGGGCUCAAGCACCACAGACGGAUCCACACAGGAGAGUGGAAGCACACCUGCAAGGUGUGCGGGAAAGGAUUCGUCAACAGUACUCAUUGCAAGAAACAUCAGAUGGGACACCUGCCACUGGAGUCUGGAGGACAGUCUGGGAAAGAUGUAGUGAAAGUCUGA